UUAAUUUUUUAUAUAACUAUGUACACAUAAUUAUACAAAACAUCUUAAUAAAAGUUAUAAAUAAUUUACAGUAUUGAAAUCAAAAUUACAAACAAAUGAAGAAAAGAAAAAAAAAGAUACAAUAAAAUGCUUCAAUCAUAUAAAUAAUGUACACAACCCAAAAUAAUAGAAAACUUAAUAUUAUAACCAUCUACGCCUCGGGCACAUAUUGGGAGGAUGGUCUCAUUUUCAGGGGACUACUACUUGAUCAUUUUUGUUCUAUGAUAUAUUUUGGCAUGAUUAUUUUAAUUAUAGGGAGUUAAGAUGCUCAAAUUUCCCAUUCAAUAAACUUAUUGACUCAGUUCAAAUACAAAAUUCACCGUUGACAAAAUAUAAUCUGAGAGUGAGUACGUGGGAAAGCACUCCAAGUAGUCGAGGUGAAGCAGUGCAUAGUCUGACCUGGGGUUUGAGUUGAGAUGCCAGGUAGUUGUCCAAUCAAACAUCCAAUUGGUAUAACAACCCUCCAACAACUUAGCAAUGAAAAUGCACAAGUUUUAUUUGUUUAAAAUACUUGACUUUGAAUAUUAAAUAAUUGGCAUGAAACAGAGGAUUCGAAUUUUAUAAUAGCCAAGCCAAUGAUCAUGAAACAUGGCCAGCUAAUGUUUCAUUUCUAGGUUCGCUCCUAUCUCUGUCUCUCUUUCUCUCAACCUCCCCCCCACCCAAUAUUAACAACUUGUCCUAAACUCACCAUUUAAAACCCACUUUAACAUUUUUGGCUAUCCCUAAAGGCCUCUCCCUUUUAUUCCUCUCUCUACCCUCAAAAACCCCACCACAAAUGAGUGGAAGAACCUUUGUUGUGAUAUUCUUUUUCUGGGCCUUUCUCACUAUUAUCACGCCUACACUAGUUCAGUUGUCCGAGACUGCCAAGUCUCAGGCUCAGCAGUUAAAUGAUGAGAAAAAUGAAGAAAUUAAGGCCAGAAGAAUCAUGGCAGAGAAACAUCCGGUUAGAACACCAAUAGCCCCAGCUAUUAAUUCACCAGCUCCAUCACCAGUUCCAGCUCCAGCUCCCACUAUAAAAUCUCCAGGAAAUAGAAAAAUCUCUCUUGGCAAAGUCUUGACUGAAUCAAUGAAAUUAUUGGUCAAUAAGACUAGAGUUGGUGUAAUUUGAGCCUUGAGAAAUACCAUUCAAUCAUACAAUAUAUAUCUUCUUUUUUUGUUUGUUUGAAAGUACUAGACUCUUUUAGUUACUAUUUUGAGAUUGAGUUGAGCCGCAUUCAGAAUCAUUAUCCCAAGAUUAAUGUAAAAGAGUUGAGUAAAAAUAUAAAAACAUGAUUGUA
Messenger RNA from Cannabis sativa, 1316 nucleotides. RefSeq lists its product as uncharacterized. The transcript is spliced from 2 exons. The coding region runs from base 815 to 1147 and encodes 110 amino acids. Lineage: Eukaryota; Viridiplantae; Streptophyta; Magnoliopsida; Rosales; Cannabaceae. The record is from RefSeq and is a predicted model, not a curated record.